This is a messenger RNA of Branchiostoma floridae (Florida lancelet), 2518 nucleotides long. Its product is annotated as G-protein coupled receptor 6-like. Gene Ontology annotation, cellular component: membrane. Gene Ontology annotation, molecular function: G protein-coupled receptor activity. NCBI's taxonomy places the organism in Eukaryota, Metazoa, Chordata, Leptocardii, Amphioxiformes, Branchiostomatidae. The record is from RefSeq and is a predicted model, not a curated record. Gene Ontology annotation, biological process: G protein-coupled receptor signaling pathway. The coding region runs from base 1279 to 2463 and encodes 394 amino acids. The transcript has a single exon.
GGUUUCUAGGACUAUUAAAACAUCUAACACAUGGUUCUAAAACUACUCUGAUACAUUUGUUCGACUUCUUCUCGUUUCUUAGUAAUGUUAAAAAUAUAACUUGAAACAUAUUUAUAUAAUGUAGUGCGAUCAAAGCACAUUAGUAAAAUGAAUUUGUCAGCACUAAACGCACGUUCUUUCUCUAGGUAAGAGCCAAGUAACAUGUGUCCGCGUGUGACCGUCGUUGGAUAGGAUCGCAAACUGGUUGCAUUCUAGGGAUGGACGCGCAUAUGGUGUGCAAGAUUCAGCUUUUUUGUUAUGGCCAAUGGCUGUCUUAAAUCGUUGUCGGUGGUUGUUUCGUCACAGUCUGCUUGAAAAUCCUAGUAGACGAAAUCAAAAUUGUACGACGACCUAUAGCAAAUACCACUGCAAUUGUCACUUGUAUAAAAUCAUGUAGCUUCCGCGUCUUGGUUACCUUAGCAAUGAAAUUCCUGUUACAAAUUACAGUUUAGCCUAGUUAACAGUGAGAAGACAUGUGUGUCCCCAACGUCAAAUUUUGUAGUACCUUUAAUUUACAUUUUUCACUAACAUUUUAGCCUUUGAAAAUAACGCCGACAAUGUUGGGAUGGAAAAUUAUAUUAUAAACGUAGGAAUGUUCGCGUUUCAGAGGAGCGGAACAAACCAACAAUGCGAUUUUUAAUCCAAACAUCUGCUUGGGAAUUUUAGGGAUUUGGUUUCUAUUGACAACUUGAGCUCGGAAGUUGAGCUAUAUUACGUCUUUCCUGCACCUGGCUAAAACUGAGAUUAUGACAAGUAACGAAUCAACACGCAAACUUUGAAUAGACAUUUGCUGCAUUCAAAACUUGAUAUCAUUCAAGGGUUGGGCAUUGCAGGCGACGGUCUACGUAAACAACUUGAUAUCUUAGCUUGGGCAUCAUAAGUUCUAGUUCGAUCUGGUCCAUAAUCUGCAACCUUCUUGGUAAGAAUAUCACGCAGACGGAGGAGGCACAAAGUCUGGCUGGACUACGUGUGCGAUGGCAGCAACCUCUCUUGAAUGUGUCCAGUGAGGGGCUGUUGACAAUGUGGGCGGAGAGGCUGUUCUUUCGGGAACAAGUGACGUCGUUCUACGUAAACAAGGUCUUUUGAUUUUGCUUCGGGGACAUCCAAACGGUAUUCGGUGAGAUGCGAUUUUGGUUUUUAGCAAAUUGAGCGGCGAUUAAGCCAUUUCGUGUAGUUUAUUGAUACGUUAAGUGACAGAUCGUCAUUGCCUUCAUUACGAUUGAAACAGUGAAUCGCUGGAUGAUGUCGAGACGACUGAACGUUAAGACGGCUCUGACGCUUGUCAUUUUAGCUAGCUACGGCUUUAGUACGAUUUCAGCACCUCAACACGAUCUAAACUUUACAACAGGACGCAGCAACAGUACGGACGGUGUAAAAACUUUGGAGGAUAUAUCAAAGAACUGCAGUUCACUUGGCGCUAACAAUAUUUCUCAUGUAGAAGAAAACGCCAAUUCAACCAUACUAGGAUGUUUUGAAGAUAAGAUUGAAAAAGUAUCUUCCCAUUUGAUUGAAAAAUUCCUCUACCAUUUGGGGAGUGACAAUCGGUACCUCUGGAUGUUUCACAUUUGCAGCGGUUUGUCUUUGUGGUCUGUCGUGGCGAACAGCCUACCCUUAGCGGCCAUCAUCAAGUACGAGGCGCUGCACAAGCCGGUCUACAUCCUGAUGGCCAACAUGGCGGCAAGCGACAUCGUGGCUGGGAUUAGCUCCCUCUGCUCGUGUAUCACCGCCUACGUUUACGCGGGAUCUCGAAACCCUCCUCCCACGGCUUUGCACCGUUUCCUCGCCACAUCUUUCCUCCUUUCCGCGCUGUCCUCGGCAUAUAGUCUGCUGGCGCUAACGGCCGAGCGCUACUGGUUCAUCGUCCACGGUAUGACUUACGAGAACAGGGUCACCAACGAUAGAUGUAAGGUCGUCAUCAUCGUGGUCUGGAUGUGGAGUAGUAUCCUGGCACUACUGCCGGUGUUUGGCUGGAGCUGUGCGUUCCCGUCCCAGGUAGGGUGUUCCCAGGCUGGCGGAGGCACCCCACAAAGCUACAUGGUCCUCAUCCUGAUUCUCGUCUUCAUCCCGAUGGCGGCGAUCAUGUUCUUCAACCUGGGCGUGUUCCGCUGCCUGUGGCGACAGGUUAGCGACAUCAGGCGGCAGGAAGCCGCGGUGCAGGUCCAGCCUACCACCAGCAGAAAAUCAGCCAUCACCGUGCUCAUCAUCACCGUCGUGUUUCUAGUGGGGUGGUUGCCUUGGUGCGCGGUAGUGGCCAACGAGGUGACCUGCAGAGAAGAUUGUAGUACCAAGAUUCCAGCGACGCUAGGAUUUAUUCUCCUGAACUCCGCGGUUAACCCCAUCAUCUACGGCUUCCGGCUGGAGGAAGUUCGCCGCAAUGUCAAACGCCUGUUCGUCGGCCGUGACGCGAACGCAUGGAGCCAUUAGAAAACAGUGUAACAACCAGCACUAGUACAUGUUUUACGUGACGAUUGGAACUUUC